UUUUACAUGUAUUUCAUGUAGAUCUAUAUAGAUCUAGACUCUAAGGGUUACUUAGAUAUAGAACUAAUACUGAAUCAAAACGUCCGCGAUGCGGCGCCAAGUGUAACAAUAUCACGUGAUCAUCAUAGUCUCUUGGUAAAUCACAAAAAAAUUCAGUUUGAAUCUUGUACAUAAUAAGCUGUACAUAAGGAAGUUGUAAGAUAUGAGUGCAUCGGUUGGCACCAUGCGUGGUGGCUCAAACAGACACAGUGGUACAAAAGAAAAAACAUUGAAGGGUGAAAAAGGCACUGGCUCUAAGCAGAAAUCUUCUCAAAGCACAUUGAAAAGUGAAUCACAGUCCUCCAAAAUGCAUCCUACCCAGGAACAGAUAAUCCUGGCCCAAAGGUUAAACACAAAUCAUUCAGAUGCAGACCCUAAGACCAAGAAGCUUGUUGAUGAACUAAUGGAAUUGACAGGUAAAAGUGAAGAUGUUGUUGUGAUUGCACUUCAUGAUGCAGAAAAUGAUGCUGACAGAGCAGUAAAUAUGCUUCUUGAGGGUGACAAUGAACAACGUGGUGAGUGGCGUGAACAAGGUGGAAAGCGUAAAAAGAAAGCCACAAAUCAGAAAGAUGGAUCGAAUCAGGGGAAUGAGGACAAUGAAGGCCGUGGUAACAAAGAUAGAGGUGAUAAAGAAGAUAAAGACCAAGAAGGAGUGGUGGAACGUUUUGAUGCUCCACCAAGGCGAGGGAGACAGAAUGGUGGCCCGCCACCUAGGCUUGCUCGAGGGCGUGGAAGAGAUAGGGGAAACUUUGGGGAUAGAGAUCGUAACAAUGCAGAAGACUGGGAUAUUGACAAAGGAGAAGAUAGACGAGAACGAAGUGGUAGUGAUAGAGGCCGCCCACGGGGAAGAGGUUUUGGAGGCAAGAGAGGUGGAGGCGGACGUGGUCGAUUCAACAACAGUUCAGAUCGAGAUAACAGAAGUUUUAAUCGUGUUCCAAGAUUUGAGAAGGCUAACCACUCUCAGCCUUUGGAGGGACCAGAAAUCGACACAUGGACCAAUGAAACUGCAGAAACGAAUACUAAUAAAGAUACUGAUUGGGAUAAUUGGAAUGACACUUGGGUGAAUGAAGAAGAUCAAUGGACAGGCACUCUGGAGGAGACUAAAGUUUUUACACCAUCACAGAUGAAGAUACCUGAACCUGAUCCAGUUAUAAGUGAGCCCCCCAGUUCUCUAGGCCAAAGGCUUGAUGUUGGAAGCUUGUUUAUUGAAUCUGCCAAGUAUUCUAAAGCACCUGACUACACUAAGCCUAGCAGUGAUGCAUACAUCACACAGUUUAAUCAGGCUGCCACAGAAUCAAUCAAGAACACCAUAGGGAUUGGUAGUGCAUCAAGAGCUCCUGCUUCUUCCUUAACAAUUCCCCAACAGUCCUCAAGUAAUACUCUGGGUUUGUCCUCUCUUACCCAAAGUUCUGGACAUGUUCAAAGCAGUGUUUUGGGCAAUUUAGCACAAGGAUCUCAAUCUUCCAUGUCACAGACCAUGACACAGCUGUCUCAGAUAACCCAGUCCUCAAAUCAGGCCAUUGGUCUAGGUUCUCAGCAAAGCAGUAGAGACCAGGCUCCACCUGCUCAAUCUAGGAUACAAUCAGUCAUGCAACAGCAGCAACAACAACAGAAUAUUCCAACCAGUUUGAGUGCAAGCUUACAACAAAGGCCCAAGCCUCCAAGAUCAAAACUACCACCACCCUCAAAGAUUCCAUCUUCUGCUGUGGAAAUGCCUGGUCACAUUCCCAGAAAUCCACAGUUAGACUUACAGUUUGGAAUAGACUUUACUUCUGACUCUGGUACUUCAUUUAGUUUUGGAGCUGGUGAUGAUGGUGAGGUACCAAGCUCUUACCCUACAUCAACCUCUAAUGGCUCUCAAUCUGUGAUAUCUAACCACCUGAGUCAGGCUCAUGUGGCUAAAUCCAAUGACAGUAAUUCAAUGGUGCUGAACAUGAAAACAUCUCCAUCUGCUGGGUCUAACAAAGUGCUGACAUCUAUGGAAGCUCAGCAGUCUAACAGAACAACAACAGUUUAUCACAACUCAGUUUAUACUUCCUCUCCACCAAAGAAUGAAAACCAAAGCCUAGAAAGAGACCAGAAUAAGUUGGAGCACAAGUCCAGUCCAAUGAUGUCACAGCGUUCAGGAUCUACUUUGUCUCAAAGUAAAGAGUCAUCUUCAAAUUAUCCCACCGCCAAUGGAUAUGCUCCAUCUUACCAGACACACCAGAAAGCCUCCAGUAUAUCUCAGACUCAAACAUAUACUCACACAACUAAUUCUCAGCCACCACAGAGUACCAAUUUUUCAGGACAGUACCCUGCUAGUCAAUCCUAUCCUUCAAAUCUUUCUGCUCCACCCAGUGCGACACAGUAUCCCCCUGGACAACCUCCCCAGUUCAACAAUGCUCAGAACCAAUACUCUUCAGGACAAGGUCAAUUUGCAUCAGCAGGGUCAUCAAAUCACACAAGCAUCCCUCAUGCAAAUCACCAAUCGCAGUAUUCUGGUACACAGAACAGUUAUAGUUCUGGGGGACAGUCGCAGUACUCAAGUUAUCCAAACAAUAGCUCAUUCCCAACGCAGCCAAACUAUCCAUCUACUAAUCAGUCUGGUGGCUCCAACAGUACUUUGUAUCCAGUCACCACACAAUCUGGUGGAUCUUCAUAUAAUUCUCAGUCGAAUUCAUACCAGUCACCAUCUGCUGGUUCCUAUCACACCAGAGACAGCCAACAAAAUGCUUCUGUCACUACACAAUCCAAUACAGGCGUGACAUAUCCAACUGCUUCUCAGUCAGUUUCUUUGAAGCCUGCCAGUUCACAGACCAACACUAAUUACAAUUCUCAAAACUUUGCUCCUGCACCAGUGACUUUGCAGACAUCCUCAUUGACCAACAAACUUGAGCAAAAUCUUUCAAAAAUAACACUAAAGGAUACUGCAUCAUUGGAUGGUCACCCUUCAGCUCAGUAUGAUCAUUCAAAUACCUCUACAACAGUCUCCACAUCUCUGAGCCUGCCAUCUUCCACCAGUUCAGCAUCACUUUCAACAGGUACAACUACCAUUUCCUCUACAUCAACUGCCACAUCCAUCACAUCUACAUCCAGAAUUGCAUCUAUGCCAUCCACAAGUAAGGCUCCACCCAAUUUACCUCCAGGAGUACCUUUGAUGGGGCAGUAUAUAAUGGGGCAGAGUACAAUGCCACCUUAUUUUACUGUUCCACCAUUAUAUGGUUUUGAACCUGAUAUGUUGUUACAACAAAGAAUGCCAAUGCAAACAGGGAGCUAUUAUGACAUUGGUGCUUUCCCUGCUCCAGCUGGAUCAGCUUUACCUACUGGUCGUGAUCAGCAGCAACCUUUAACUACAGUUUCAUUUUCAGGCACAUCAGCAGACUCCAGUAAGAUGACUCGAGUAGAUGCCCAAAGUCCAAACUCCACAAGCCAACCCCAAAAUGCCCAACAGAUACCUAUCAACUUUCACUAUGGAUACUACUACCCUUCAAUGUUUCCUGGGGCCACAAGUAUCCAGUAUCCCCCCGUGUUUCCUGUGACUCCAGUGACCAAUACAGCAGCUCACACAGGUGCUACAGCCAAUCCUCAGUUUCAGAAAACAUUUGCUUCCGUGUAUGCUCCCAAAGGCUAUGAUGAAUUAAACCAGGCCCAGGACUUUUCAAAGACUGGUUAUGGCAGCUCUUCAAGCACAGGAAAAUCUUCAGGAACACGAUCUGGAACAUCAGAUAUUACUCCUAAUGCUUACAACAAGACUCAUUCGCAGGCAUUUGACAAGCAGGGUUUUCAUGGUGGUACCCCUCCCCCUUUCAAUUUGCCUCUAGCUACAGCCACCCAGGCAGGACCAAUGGCAGCACCCACAACACCCUAUGGGGCCCCGUUUGUGCCUGUCAUGGCCGCUCAUCAGCCUCACUCUCAGAUGAUGCACCAUCCAAUACAACAGGACUCCAACAGCUCCACGUCUCGUGGCUUGAAUCAACAAGGCAAUCAAAGCAAGUCUGGAGGGGCUAAAGGUUAUGGAGCACCCCAGUACUGGAACAAUUGAAGUUGCCUUAAUCUGGAUGACAUGACAAGCCAACUGCUACUGUCACUGCUACCAAGUAGACAUGUCCUUGGCCUCUUGUGACAGUAAAUAAAGCCAACCUUAGCAUACUGUCCUUUCAUGUUUAAAAAGCAGACAAAAUGUAUAGAUAAAAUAAGAAAAUAGAUUCCUCUGUUUUUCUUUAUUAUCUGUGUGUUAGUUUACGGCACUUUUAAAUUUGAAGUUGUGAUUGUAUGUAAGGGUGGUUGCUUUGACCCUUUACUUUUUAAACUUAAACAAACUUUUAUUUAGUAGUGUUUGUAUUAUCAUUUUUUUUAAUUUUUUUUUUUUUUUACUUUUUUCCUAGUGUUGUGUAUAUUUUAGCAAGAGUUCCUUGUAAAUAUUGUUUGUUGUUAAUUGAUUGUGUCAGCCAUGAAACAUCUGUUUUUAUUUAUCUCUGGUUUGGCCAAUAUAUAUAUACAUGUUUCAUAUUUAUAUUAUAAACAAAGGGAUUGUCAAUAAAAGAAAUAGCCAAUCAUACAUUUUUGACACAAUCAAAAUCAUUGACUUGCCUAUAUUGUUGACGGGAGGGUUGCCCAGUGACAUAGUUCUCAAAGAAAGGAGAGUAUUUGUAUUUUAUUUUUUUUUGGUCUAUUUUGUAAUUUGCAACACUGUAAAUAAGCUUGACUUUUUUUCUCAGCAGUUAAUUUUGGUAAUCAUGCUGUAGUUGCUUAUUCAUUUCCCCAACAUUUGAUCAUAUAUCAUUUUUAAAACCCUACAGAUUGCCAGUCGUAAGUGACUUGUUUAUGUAUAUAGCUACCUGUACAGUUUUGAAACAGACUUUUUUUUUCCCCUCCACCCCACCCCUCUCCCUUUUCCAAUUUCAUUUGACUCCAUUAAAGUAACAGAUUUCUAUGAACUGUUGCACUGAUUUUUAAAUAAACCAAAACAGUAAUUGUUAAUUAUUAUUUUUUGGCAUUGAGUCUUAAAUGUGUUUAAAGAUUUGUGUAAUAAAAAUAAUGGCUCUAUAUUAAUUACAAACAUUCUAUUGAUUUUGUUUACUGCACAAGACAAGGAUGAAGCAUGACAAACAAGAAAUAGAUCUAUGCCUAUUAAUGCUUUUUUAAUGAUAGUAUCACAACACAAACUAAUAGUUGUAACAAAAUAGCACCAAAUAUACAUGCAAUAUGGCAUUGGAAACCAUAUGGUUAUAUAUUCCUGAUUCUCAAGCACAAAAUGAAUACACACACAUGUAGAGAGCAAAACUUUAAAAGAGUAUCACAAAUAAUCCAACAUGUUGGAAUUAAUGCUUAAUAGUUGAAAAUAUAGUAAACAUGUAUGAAAAUGUUAAUAUUUAACAUAGUAUAUGUUAUGUAUAUAAUAUUUAAAAUAUACAGUAGUGCUUAAGAAACCCCAUAUGCAUUGCUUCUUAAAGGAAUUUUGACCAAUUAAAGGCACUAUUUAAAGUAAACCAAACUAUCUAACAAUUUUUUUACCCAUCCAUGGAUUUGUAAUUUGAAGGUACAAAGAAAAA
Molecule: messenger RNA, 5573 nt
Organism: Biomphalaria glabrata
Lineage: Eukaryota; Metazoa; Mollusca; Gastropoda; Planorbidae
Product: protein lingerer
Exons: 24
Coding region: 203-4063 (1286 amino acids)
Cellular component (GO): cytoplasm; nucleus
Molecular function (GO): protein binding
Source: RefSeq, a predicted model, not a curated record